This is a messenger RNA of Cherax quadricarinatus, 3951 nucleotides long. The record is from RefSeq and is a predicted model, not a curated record. Lineage: Eukaryota; Metazoa; Arthropoda; Malacostraca; Decapoda; Parastacidae.
UAACACUGUACUUUUUGAUUUUCAGUUUAGGACUUUGACAGUAGAAAUUUGCAGCACUUAAAAAGAUGGAUGCCAUUAAGAAAUUUUUUGAGAAGAAGAAAGCAGAUGCUAAAUUCAAGGUUUCUGGACAAGGACACAGUCUUUCUGGUGAUGGUCAGCAGCGACACCAUACUCCUAAGUCAACCCACAGUGUGCCCCAGCAGCGUCACUUACCCACCUACGAUGCUCAGCGUGCUGGGGCAGCAGCUCUGGCCAGGCUUGAACAACAGUCAAAGAAGACAGACGUUAACUGGUCUCUUCAUGCCAUAAAGGCUCAGGCACGACGUGAAUUAGAAGCUGAGCAGAAAGCCUUUGAAGAAAUGACUUUGGAUGGGCAAAAUGAGCCAGCAAUCCCUAAAGAAGUGAACUUAGAUGCUGCCCCAAUGCUGGCUGUUCAAGGUGUCUUCUUUAAUUGUCCCCUUCUUGGGCCUGAACUGGCAACGUAUGAUGAAAUCAAGAGACAGAUUCGUGAAUUCCUUUAUGCUCAGGUAGAGGAAGACAAAGGCAUAUCUUCCUGCCUCAUUAUCCACACAUGCAACAAAAACAAAGAAAAGGUCAGUGUAUGUGUUGAGACUUUGUGUAAGUAUAUUGAAAACAUUGUGUCAAAUCCCACUGAAGAUAAGUUUCUAAAGAUAAGAAUGUCUAACAAGGCCUACCAGGAAAGAAUUCUUCCUAUAGAAGGUACAAAAGAGUUCUUAGAAGCUGCUGGAUUUGUUGAGUGUGAACUUCCAUUUAAUGAUGCUACAGAUAAGUUCUGGGUAUUUCCUAAAGAAAAACUUAGUGAUCUAACUCCUCUGGAGCAAUUACGAGAUGCUUUAGUUAGUGCUGAGCCUGUACGACCUCAGCUAGAUCGUAAUCUCAACAUUCUUCUCCCUGCUGAAGCAGCAAAACAUGUCGAUUUGCCAGCUGAAUUCUUUAACUUGAGCGCUGAUGAGCUGCGGCGUGAGAUGCAAAACAGGAAAGGCUGGUUUGAGAGAUUUAAGAAGCAUAGUGACAUACACGGUGUGGUAAGGCGUGGCAAGACUGCAAGUGCUGACAAAAAAGCGGCUGAAAAGUAUGUUCAGGAGUUCAAGAGAGAGAGGGUUAGUUUAGAGAGAGUAUUUUUAAAUACUUUACUCCUCAGGGUGCGAUUCCCAGAUGGGCUUAUUCUACAAGGAACCUUUGGAGUCCAUGAGAAAUUUGAAGAAGUGAUAAACUUCAUCAGGGAAAAUCUUGUCAAUGACUGGCGACCAUUCUUCCUUUCUCUUAGUGGCGGUGGAAAGGUGACAGAGAGUGAGCAGAGUCUGGUAGAGUUACGACUAGUUCCUGCAGUGGUGCUAAACUUCAAGUGGGAUCCCAGUAUAGAAGAUCCCAACCUUGAUGAUACAGUUUACCUCAAGCCAGAGACAUUGAUGCUCUUACAGAGUAAAUAGUGAUGAACACUUAUGGACUAAUCCUGACUAAUAAAUAUGGGUCUUUCUCUGUAUAUUUAUAUUUAUUGUACUUACAUGUAUAUGUUGGAAAGAGUGAACAACUUUUUGGUAAUAUGGUGUUUACAUCUAGUGAUAUUACAUGUAAAUUAUGCAUAAAGCAUCAGUGUUGACAGUAGAAUUUUUCUUUUAGCUUUGGUUUUAAAAUGGAGGGGAUUUCAUCAACCUAAAUAUUUCUUCUUUCAACAAACCGGCCAUAUCCCACUGAGGCAGGGUGGCCCAAAAAGAAAAACAAAAGUUUCUCUUUUUAAGUUUAGUAACUUAAACAGGAGAAAGGGUUACUAGCCCUUUGCUUCCAGCACUUUAGUCCUCUUACAACAUGCAUGGCUUACGGAGGAAGAAUUGUGUUCCACUGCCCCAUCUUAUUCUCUGUAUAUAUCUGCUCUUCCUUAUUUAAUUAAUUUAGUUUUUUAUUCCAAUCAGUAUUGCAAUACGAGACAUUUUAUCUGUUCUUACAAUAUUUAUGCUUCAUAUAAAGUUAACUUUCAAAUCAAAUUCUUAGUCACUUUAGAUAAAUUCAUAAAUAGAAGUCUAUGAUUGCCUCAUUGACAAAAUUUGAAAAUUAUAAACAGUGUAUAAUUUUCUUUUUUGGCAUUUUUUUUCCUGGUUUUCCUUGAGGCGAUGAUUUUUUUUUCCUGAAUUUUUUUUAGCAGUCUUGGUUUUUGAUAGCUUAUAUAUUAUUGUCUAUGGAAAACACUCAGUGUUUUAUUCGUGCCUUAGUAUUGCUAUUACCUCUUCAUCAUUUAUGACACAUACCCAUAUCAACAAAACUUACCAAAUAUUUUAUGUUGAGUAUUAGAAUUCAUUUUAAAUUUGUUUUUGAUACGUGUCUAAAUGAAUCUGAUUUUUUCUGAGAUUUUAUUGAUCCUAAAGUAAUUGUUCUGUAGUGUUUUUGAGUUUAGUUUAUUAUAAAGCAUACAUAAGAGAGACAUGGUUAUGUAUUGUCAUAGCUAUGUAUCUGUAAUUUGCUCAUUUCCCUAAAACUGCUGUCACUUUGGCCAUAAUUUUUCCCACAAUAUAUUGCCAUAGAGCAAUCUUAGUCACAGUGAAUCUCAUGUGUGUGUUACAAAAACAUUCCUCUGUAUAUGAAAAAUUGACUGUCAUACUAGAUAAUUAAUUCACAGUGACACUUCAUUAUAUUUAAUGUAUUUAUAUAAUAUAAUAAAUAUAUUAGCCCCUUGUUAAUGGUUCUAAUGCUUAAAUUAGUAUAUUAUAUUUUUUCAUUAUGAACAAUGCAUGUAAAUAUUAUAUCCAUAUACACUAUUCACAUGUAUUGUAAAAUUAAACUUCAGGUUUGAUUAACUUGAAAUUAGAGACAGAGUAUCAUGAUACAAGGUGUCCUAGAUUUGGAGCAAAAAAUUAACUACAGUAGCACAUUGCAUAUACUAGCAAGUUUUGUUUGCAGCACCCACUUUACUGUUGAUUGACUGCAAGAUGCUACUGUUGAUUUUGAAGUGGUUCACUCACCUGUAACAACAAAUGACACCUGUGUGAUUUAGCAUCUUAGCUAAGACAAAUUUUGUUGCCAUAAAAUAGGCACAGACACUUUAGUGUUUCCUAAAUGAGCAGACAAACUGUGUAAUCUGAGCUGCUUUCACAUUAGGACAAGCUGCUGCUUUUGUUCUCUGCCUUGCCAGAAAACAAUGACGUGUGUAACUGGUUUAAGGUUUUUGCUUACAUAAGGGCUUAAAGGAUAGUUAAACUUAGCAGACAGAAUUGAGCCUCUACCAUUCUUUGGUAAGUGACCAGUGUUCCCUUUACAUGCAUACUCUAUCCUUAAAGUCAGUUCUAUGAUACUGUGACUAUUUUCCUUGAGUCGGCCAUCUUGACACCUCAUGGCAUUGUCUUCUGAAAAGUUAGCUGUUCGGGGUUGUCAGCGUUUGCCACUAUAAUGGUUAAGCUCACAAUUACCAGGCAGUAGAUCAAGCUGCCAACAAUCCAUGUGUUGAAUGACCCUUAUAGGGCUAGGCUCACUAUAUGCAAAAAGUAGAUCAAGCAUCUAUCACCCCUUGUGCUGCUUGACCCAUUACAGUUUAAUGCUUUACACAAAACUUAGAAAUUUCAUGAUGACUAACCAUGUUGACACUGGAAUCUUUCCAGUGAUAUUAGUCUUACUUAUUUGUGUUUGAUGUUUAUACCUGGCCAGUCAUCCUGAUAUCUACAAUUGGUCUCGACUUCACCUAUAACUAAUGAACAUUCCUGCAGUUGUCAUUUGCAUUGUUACAUUAAAAUCUUGAUACUUUGUGCUUAUAAUUCCAUGUAAGAUAUAGCCACCUGAUACUGGAAACAAUUUUGCAUUGAAUCCAUAUUGACUAUGUUAAAAGACAUGCAACAUGCUGAGGCAAACUCUGGCAGUUUUGUAAAUGAAUAUUGUUGGAAAGCAAAUGCAUUGUAUUAUAUUGCUGAACAAAAUAGUCAACCAUUAUAACUAAUAUCAACAUAA